This is a messenger RNA of Acomys russatus (golden spiny mouse), 860 nucleotides long. It is a transcript of the gene Ccn5, whose product is annotated as cellular communication network factor 5. NCBI's taxonomy places the organism in Eukaryota, Metazoa, Chordata, Mammalia, Rodentia, Muridae. Gene Ontology annotation, biological process: cell adhesion; signal transduction. Gene Ontology annotation, cellular component: extracellular region; extracellular matrix. The transcript is spliced from 4 exons. Gene Ontology annotation, molecular function: integrin binding; heparin binding. The record is from RefSeq and is a predicted model, not a curated record. Bases 108 to 860 code for a protein of 250 amino acids.
UUUUCUCUCUGUGUAUGGACCUAGAAGGGACCUCAUAGCCUCUAGAACAUAAAGACUCAGGUCUUGCCUCCCAGGUUUGAAGCUGGCUCCACGGGGGACACGGUGACAUGAGGGGCACCUUAUUGAUCCAUCUUCUGGCCACUUCCUCCCUCUGCCUCCUCUCAAUGGUGUGCGCCCAGCUGUGCCCAACACCCUGUACCUGUCCCUGGACACCACCCCGGUGCCCACUGGGGGUAACCCUCGUGUUGGACGGCUGUGGCUGCUGUCGAGUGUGUGCACGGCGGCUGGGGGAGUACUGCGACCACCUGCAUGUCUGCGACCCCAGCCAGGGCCUGGUUUGUCAGCCUGGGUCAGGCCCUGGUGGCCAGGGGGCCGUGUGCCUCUUGGAAGAGGAGGAUGGAGGCUGUGAGGUGAAUGGCCACAGGUACCUGUACGGGGAGACCUUUCAGCCCAAUUGCAGGGUCCUCUGCCGCUGUGAUGACGGUGGCUUCACCUGCCUCCCACUGUGCAGUGAGGAUGUGCGGCUGCCCAGCUGGGACUGCCCACACCCCAGGAGAGUAGAGGUGCCUGGAAGGUGCUGCCCUGAGUGGGUGUGUGACCAGGGAGUGACGCCGGGGAUCCCGCCUUCCACGGCCCGAGGACACCAACUUUCUGCCCUUGUCACUCCUGUAUCAGCUGAUGUCCCCUGUCCCGAAUGGAGCACUGCCUGGGGCCCCUGCUCAACCACCUGUGGCCUGGGCGUAGCCACUCGCGUAUCCAACCAGAAUCGAUUCUGCCAACUGGAGAUCCAGCGGCGCCUGUGUCUUCCCAGACCCUGCCUGGCAGCCAGAGCUCGCAGCUCAUGGAACAGCGCCUUCUAG